AUGAUCGUGGCAGGACUUUACUCCAAUAAAACAGAAGCGACUAGCACAGUGCCAACAUGUAGUCCUCCUUGUUCUAUAGGAGAUGUUGGCAGAGAGGAUUGGUUUUACUGGCCAGUUGUGGAGAUUGACGAGCAGGUUUUAGCAACAGUCAUUCUAGAUGUCGACAACAAAAGCGAUACGACCUCCACCACGACUAAGUACGGAACACUUAUCGACGCCGAGGCCGGCACUACAAUCGAAUAUGUCACAGAUGCCACGAGCUUCUGGAACUCACUUAUGAGUACAUCAGGGGUAGUCGUUGAGAACAAUACGCCGGUAAUAACCUUAAAGCCCACAAUCUACACUGCCCCUGGCGAGUAUAUCACCAUUACCACUGCUAUAACCUCACCAACCAUUUAUUCCAACUUGGGUUUCCUAGCCUACAGUGUCACCAAUGAAUUUGAGAGUUAUUAUACCGACGGCGACACGGGCUCGGUCGAAGCCAUCUGCACCACUGCUUCAGCAUCGACCAUAGGUCUGGUUCCGACUGUCACGCCGAUCGGCUUCACCAACCCUUACUAUGCACCACUGGAUUCUGCAGGUUGGUCCGCUCUCUUACCCCAGAAGUGGAGCAAUUGUUAUCCUGAACAAAGUUUUGGCCCUUCGAGGGUUGGCGAGUCGGUGAUAGGCAUUGUGUCGGCCUUGACGACGACGGAGACUAGAUACGGCCCUUAUGUACAUCCUCAGGUGCCAGUGGCUACAUCGAAGAACCAGGAAACGUCGAAGAACCAGGAAACGUCGAAGAACCAGGAAACGUCGAAGAACCAGGAAACGUCGAAGAAACAGGAAACGUCGAAGAACCAGAAAACGUCGAAGAACCAGAAUACGUCGGUCGCAGCAGCAAGCGGAAGUGUUUCCAGUUAUCAGGACGUUCAGACGAGGGCGAACUCCCCAGCAAGACCGUCUGCUGCAUCCGUGUCUGCAACCAAGGUGGCGGAGCGACCUCCUGUGUCGCAAGAUCAGCUUGACGCAGCUCCCACGCCGAGCGGAGCUCCAAAAGAGUUGGCCCCUGCUGCUAUUCGACCAAGUGAUGAUCCGCAACCUGGUAGCUCAUAUGCUGGCGGCACCUCGCUCAAUUCGGGUGCUGCUCCUACCGCAACCCCACUCGAGCCUGUUGUCAUAUCUGGCACGACAAUACAACCUGGAGCCGCACCCGUGACAAUUGGGAGGAUCACAUACAGUCUGGCAGCUUCUUCGCCUGUCCUCGUAGUCGACGGCUCUACAUCCAAUCUUCCACCACAAGGGACACCUCCUCCUGUGGUCAUCUCAGGCAUCACAGUCGCACCUGACGCCGCACCAGUCACAGUAGGAGGAACAGUCUACAGCUUGUCGCCUUCAACAUUAGUACUCCUGGUUGACGGCUCUACAUCUACCCUUGCUCAGCAGGCCACACUUGUGCCUGUCGUCAUCUCAGGCACCACCUUGAGACCUGGGGCACCAGGCGUAACGAUCAGCGGAAGUGUUUACAGCCUUGUCCCCGGGUCACCAGAAGUAGUUAUUGACGGAUCGACGUCCACUUUGGCAUCAGAACCAACUGCAGUACCCUUUGUGAUAGCGGGGACAACCUUGGUUCCAGGAGCACCAGCCGUAACAGUCGGCGGAAGUGUCUACAGCCUUGUCCCCGUGUCGCCAGAACUAGUUAUUGACGGAUCAACAUCUACUUUGACAUCACAACCUACAGCAGCGCCUAUUGUAAUAGCAGGAACGACUUUGGUGCCAGGAGCACCAGCUCUGACCAUAAGCGGGACUGUCUACAGUCUUGCACCUGGGUAUUCAGAAUUAGUAAUUGACGGAUCAACGACUACUUUGACAUCACAACCUACAGCAGCGUCUAUUGUAAUAGCCGGAACGACUUUAGUGCCAGGAGCACCAGCUAUAACCAUUAGCGGGACUGUCUAUAGUCUUGCACCUGGGUAUUCUGAACUGGUUAUUGACGGAUCAACGACUACUUUGACAUCACCACUGACAGCAGCGCCUGUUGUGAUCGCAGGGAUGACUUUGACUCCAGGAGCACCAGCUGUGAUAAUAAGCGGUACGACGUACAGUCUGGAGCUAUCAUCGUCUCUUCUGGUUGUUGAUGGAUCUACACUGAUACCAGAAACCACCCAGUCCGCAACUUCUGGUGAAGGCUAUGGUUCCCUCAUCUGGAGCGGCGUUGGGGGAAGGGUCACCGCAUCUAUAGCAAGUACUGGCCCAACUAGCGCCACAGGAACGGGAACGAGAACGGGAACGGGACCACAAGUAGCAGUCUAUACUGGCACCGGAAGCAGGAUCGAGCAUGGUGUUGGCAAAAGCUGGAUGGUUCUUAGCAUGGUGGCUGCAUUGUACAUAUUAUUUGCAUAG
Molecule: messenger RNA, 2382 nt
Organism: Endocarpon pusillum Z07020
Lineage: Eukaryota; Fungi; Ascomycota; Eurotiomycetes; Verrucariales; Verrucariaceae
Exons: 2
Coding region: 1-2382 (793 amino acids)
Source: RefSeq, a predicted model, not a curated record